ACCGCUUGUAUAAUAGGAUCUUGUACCGCCACCAUUAAGCGAUCCUCUACAGCUACAACCACUGCUGCACUUUCUCGGUUUCAAGAACUCUGUCUAGCGUCGCGACUGCUCCCCUAUGGCGGUCUCCUCAAGACGCUUACAGAAGGAAUUGACGGAGAUCAAGACCGCGGGCACUCCUUGUGGCAUUACUCUUCUGAAAGCCGACGACUUUCAAACAUGGUUCUUGUCAUUGGAGGUGCUCGGUGAAUCUCAGUAUAAGGGCGAAGUGUUUGCGCUGAUGUUUAGGUUUGACCCACAAUACCCUAUAUCUGCACCUGCUGUUCAGUUUGUCGUGGAUGACAAGUACAAGGCUCCAUUACACCCUCAUGUAUACUCGAAUGGACAUAUAUGUGCCUCCAUCCUUGGUGGUGAAUGGUCUCCGGUUUUGAGCGUCAUUGCGGUAUGCAUCACCUUGCAGAGCAUGCUGGCAUCGUGCAAGGAGAAGAAGCGGCCUCCAGACAACGACCGAUACGUUGCUCAUGCACCUGAUAAUCCCAAGAAGACACGAUUUGUAUAUCAUGAUGACGAAGUCUGACUCUGCAGCUGCUCCUUGAAGUCAAUAUCUAUAGAGGAUGCUUCGCAGUAGUCGAGCGAGAAGUAUCAACUGUAUUCUGAUUGUACAAUAUAUCCACAUGAAUGCGGAGGAUAAACUUUACUUUCUGUGGUAUCAUCGUCUGAAGACACCGGCCACCUCUCUACAUCAAGUUCUCCACCAUUCUUCAAUCAUAAUCCAACAUUGUAUAGUCAUCUUCG
Messenger RNA from Somion occarium, 792 nucleotides. The record is from the annotation of a GenBank genome assembly. NCBI's taxonomy places the organism in Eukaryota, Fungi, Basidiomycota, Agaricomycetes, Polyporales, Cerrenaceae.